This is a messenger RNA of Larimichthys crocea (large yellow croaker), 1636 nucleotides long. RefSeq names its product CD209 antigen-like protein C. The transcript has 6 exons. Lineage: Eukaryota; Metazoa; Chordata; Actinopteri; Sciaenidae. Bases 247 to 936 code for a protein of 229 amino acids. The record is from RefSeq and is a predicted model, not a curated record.
AAAUAACAAAGGUUGGAUGUAAAGCCACAGAUUUUAACCGAAUAUGAUAAAAAUUAUUAUAUCCUUCAGUUUUUCAUGUUUUCAUUCAUGUGACUUAAUGUGCAAACCACGUGUCAUAGAUGUCAGAGAUAAAACAGAAAACCAUGUUGAUUACAGAUGAAUGAAUGCUACUUUGAAAGUGCCAGGAGGGAGAAACCAGCAAGAAGAGAACGCUUCUGAAAUUUGUUUCUUGUUGGAAGCAAAUCGAUGUCUCUUUUCCAGACUGUUGAUUCAGAAUUGUAUCUGAACAUGUCGGAGGAAAUAGAUGACCACAUUUAUAACACCAUUGGAACUUUCAACAAACAUCAAAAAAGACAUUUCGGGGGAAAUCUUUACAGACUUGUUGCUGUGAGCUUUGGACUCCUGUGUAUCUUACAAGCAGCUCUCAACAUUUCACUGCGUCUUUCUCUCUAUGAUUCUGAUGAUAAUACGACAGAUCCUGUGGCUGCUUUAAGAAAAGUGACUAAAGAAAGAGAUGAGCUGAAGAAGAAGCUGACCAUCUUCACCGAAUAUUCUCGCCAAGGAUGGAUGUAUUUCAACAACAGUUUCUAUUACAUUUCUACAUUGGAGAAAUCCUGGCAAGACAGCAGAAGUGACUGUCAACAGAGAGGUGCUGACCUGAUGAUUAUUAACAGUAUAGAAGAACAGAACUUCACAAGAAGUUUCUGCAAGCACAUGUGGAUUGGACUGACUGACCAAGAAAAAGAGGGGACAUGGAAAUGGGUAGAUGGGACUCUGCCCUCCACAAGCUACUGGGGCAUAAAUGAGCCUAACAGUCAUGAAGGCAUGGAUGAAGACUGUGGAGAAAUAAAGUUCUACGAUGCUCUAAACAGCUGGAAUGAUAAACCAUGUCAAACUAAAAAUACCUGGAUGUGUGAAAAAACAAUGGUUCUAUAACUCCACAGCAACCAAACCCUCGAGACAACGACUGAAACUUAGAUUAUGGCCAAGCUUAACAAACAGAUAAGCCAUCACAAACACAUUUGUAUUCAUUUAUUAUACUUGAUUCACUGCUUUCAUUGCUUAUAAUCAUAACAAGUGUAAUAUAUUAUUGCUACUCUAAUGCUAAUGCCUGGGGAUUGUAAUCAGUAUAAUAUAUAGUACAGUAUAUAAACAUAAUGUAUCCAUUAAUUAAAGCCACUAUGCAUGGCAAAAAUCUGUGACAAAAGAGAGUAGUUGAUGUGCUGAAUAUAUUCAACUGAUUACACAGGUCUAUGUUGUUUAUAUUGAUCUGCUUCAGGCACAUGUGAUGUGCAUGUAAUACAGGCUCAUGCAAUAUUAUGGCAUUUAUUAUAGGUUGAUGCUAUUAUACCAGUGUAUGUACAGUAUGUGAUAACAAUUAAAGUCUGGAUUAAUCAAUGUUACCUUCAAAGAUACCACCACCAUAAAUGUGUAUUACAGUGGCUUUAAUGGUUUACUGUUUGCUUUUAAUAUUAACACAUUUACUGGCUAAGCUGUAUAUAUACUGCACAAUAUACCUUAUAUUGCUGUUAACACAGGUAGAUUAAAGAGUCCUUAGAAGGUCUAUGAUUAUAGUUAAAUCCAGAGAAAUUCAUGUAAUCUGCGGUGUGAUGUUUAUCUUGAAUAAAAUGUUUCA